Messenger RNA from Iphiclides podalirius (scarce swallowtail), 228 nucleotides. NCBI's taxonomy places the organism in Eukaryota, Metazoa, Arthropoda, Insecta, Lepidoptera, Papilionidae. The record is from the annotation of a GenBank genome assembly.
AUGGAGGCGUUGGCGAACGCUUACGACACGGUGUUUUAUAAGAGACCUGACGCCCGCGUCAGUGACUGGCUCCUGAUGACGUCACCCUGGCCCCUAGCCCUCAUCAUCGCGGGCUACCUGUUUCUGAUCAAACUGGUACUGCCGGCUCAUAUGAGGAGCCAUCCGCCGUACGAACUGAAGUCUGUCAUCAGAUGCAGAUCGUGGCCAACGCUACCGUCACAUGGGGAG